This is a messenger RNA of Eufriesea mexicana, 2339 nucleotides long. Its product is annotated as FYVE, RhoGEF and PH domain-containing protein 4. The transcript has 6 exons. Gene Ontology annotation, biological process: filopodium assembly; cytoskeleton organization. Gene Ontology annotation, molecular function: guanyl-nucleotide exchange factor activity; metal ion binding. The record is from RefSeq and is a predicted model, not a curated record. Lineage: Eukaryota; Metazoa; Arthropoda; Insecta; Hymenoptera; Apidae. Bases 1 to 2271 code for a protein of 756 amino acids. Gene Ontology annotation, cellular component: cytoplasm.
AUGCAAGAGGAUCGAUCAAUAGAUGUUCCACAUUGGAGAAUAAGACCAUUUUUGAAAUCAAAAGAUAGAAGUGAUUUUAUCAAAGCAUUUAAGAUGUUUGCAUCAAAAACGCAAACAUCGAACAGCACUUUUUACACUGAAUUGGAACCUAAUGAACCAAUGGAUAAAGCAGUGGAUUUAAACGAAUUAAAGGAAUGCCAAGAUUCCAGCAAUUCUAAUGUAAUAGUAGAAGAAAAGAAACAGGAGGAUUAUGAAGGGCAUUCAUUCCGUAAAAUAGCUUCUUUCGGAGGUUUUCCACGAUUUCGUUCGUUUGUAAUGUCUGCAGGAAGCUCAAGAGACCAUGUUGAUAUUGAAGAAAAUGAAGACAAUUCGAUGGAAAUACCUUUCGUACGAGUAUCGCACAGUGUGUUAGAAUAUAGGAGCAGUAGAUAUUUAACCACGGAUAGAAAUUCUCGUCGAUAUGCGGUGGAAUCAUAUACGAUAAGCGAAUCCGAAAGUGAUGAAGAAUCCGAAGGUACAAAAUCAUCGGAAACAGAUUCCGCAAUAGUCGUGGAUCAUACCGACGACUCAGUUUUAGAAUUAAAGUCUGUUGAUAAUACAGUUUAUUCGGAUUACAAAACGAAAAAUGCACGUCGAGUUGCCGAAGAAUUAUUGGUUACCGAAAAGAAUUAUGUUAAUGUUUUACGAUUGAUCGAUCAAGUAUUCCAAUUCAAAAUCGAUCAAGAAAAUAGAGCACAUCCUAUGUUUCCUCCAGAAACUGUUCAACAUAUGUUCUCUAAUAUCAAAUCAAUUUAUAAGUUCCACAACGAUUUCCUGUUACCCCAACUUCAAGAGAGGAUGCAAAAUUGGGAAUCAGAUCCUAGAAUCGGAGAUAUAAUGAAAAAUUUUGCGCCUUUUCUUAAGAUGUACACAGAAUAUGUAAAAAACUUCGAUUACGCCAUGAACUUGAUACAGACGCUUCAAAUUAAAGUCGCUAGAUUUGCUGCCAUCAUCAACGAGAUUCAAAAAUUAGACGAGUGUGCCAAGUUAUCAUUGCCUCAUCACAUGUUGAGCCCUAUACAAAGAUUACCAAGAUACGAGCUUCUUCUAAAAGAUUAUCUGAAAAACCUCGCAGAAGAAAGUGCCGAUUACAAGGAUACUAAAAAGGCGUUGGAAUUAGUAUCUACUGCUGCUAAUCACACGAAUGAUGCAAUGAAGAAGAUUGACAAGUUCAAAAAGCUUCUUGAAAUACAAGAGAGUAUAUACGAUACAACGGAUCUAGUCAGUGCUACGCGGGAACUUGUAAAAGAGGGUCGUAUCGUUAAAAUUUCGGCACGAAGCGGCGAUCAUCAAGAAAGGCAUUUGUUUCUGUUUAGCGAUUUAUUAUUACUUUGUUCAAUAAGAUUGAUACCCGGACCAUUGUAUAGAUUGAGAGCUAAAUUCCUGAUCGAAAAUUUGCAAGUGAUUGAAGGUGACAAUCUAGAAACGGCAAACACAUUUUACAUCAGGGAUGAAGAUAAAAACGUUGAAUUGUAUACACAUGCGGCUGAAGAGAAAGCAGCUUGGCUUGAUGCGUUGUUUGUUACUAUGCAAGAAAUGAUGAGAAGAAAAGCAAGCCUAAAAACUGGUGAUGUUAAAACACUUGUUGUAAAGACUGAUGAUGUAUCGAGAUGUAUGAUAUGUGAGGUCAUUUUUUCCGUAAUGAAAAGAAAACACAAUUGUAGAGCUUGUGGAAUAGUUAUUUGCGGCAAAUGUUCAAAUCAGAAGCUAUUAUUCGAGGAUAAUAAAAACAUGAGAGUUUGUCGUCUUUGUUAUGCUACUUUAACGCAACCACUUGUCAAGUCACCGUCUUCAACAUCUCCGUCCGGACCUGUACAAAGUUUAUUACAAGUUUCAGCAAACGCAUCUUCCGUUAUAUCUGGAUAUCUUAUGUUAAAAACGCAACCGAGUAAACCUUGGACACGACGAUGGUUUGCGUUACAUGCAGAUUUCGUUUUGUACACUUUUAAAUCUGAAUCUGAAAAUACGGCUCUUACGGCGACUCCUAUGCCCGGUUUUAUUGUUACGGAAGGUAUUAAGUUAUCCGACGAAGAUCCAUUGAGUUUCAAAGAUAGACUUAAAGCAAUUAAAAUGCAUCAUUCUAGAAAAAGUUACUAUUUACAAGCAUUAUCGGAUGAAGAUAAACAAAAAUGGUUCCAUGCUUUGCAAUUAGCUACGAAAGCAGAAUUACCUUCGUUCGCAACAGCGGAAAAUGAAGACGCACAAAAUGACCAAUUGAUUAAUCAUACAUAAAAAAGAAUAUUCGUCGAUCUUAUUCUGAUAUAAGUCAAUCUUUUACUGCCGUUGUCAUAUAAGAUCGC